AUGCGUGAACUAACUGAAGCGCAAGAAAGACUAGAUAAGACUCUGGAGUCAGAAAUGGAAAGAAUAACUGUAUUCGGAAGAUUCGAGACAAUGAGUCAAGAAACCAAUCAGAUACUUAAAGAAGUGGGUGCGGUUAUAUGCGACCUAAAGAAAAUUGACGAUGAUAGAUGUUCCAUGGCGUCAUCAAAAUAUAGCCGAAAAUCUGGGAGAAAAAAAUCAUCUCGUCAUUCUACUAUGAGCACCACUUCGUCUACACGACAACGCAGACUUGAUUUGGAAGCAGAAUUAGCAUGCCUUAAGGCUAAAAUGAGCAUGGUUAAGGUAAAGGAGGAUUUGGACAUAGCGAAUAGAAGAGCUCUGGAGCAAAUUGAAGAGAAAAAGAUUGAAAUUGAGCGAGAAGAGAAAAGGGUGAGAGAACAGAUAGAAAUGGCCACCGAGAAAUAUGAGAUCUCAAAGGAGCUAGCUGAGAAGAAGGCCCGGAUCAACGCAUGUAAAAGGUUUGAAGAAGAAGUUGGAAUGCCCGACUUCGGGGACAAUGAUCAGAUUAGCGUAGAUGAACAUAUUAAGAAAUUUCUCGAUUCUCAGCCGAACUUGUCCAGUAACGAAGCCCAGACCCGUGAAGUAGGAAAUCAAGCUGUUCCUAUAGUCGUUAACGAUCAAGAGCCAAUGGCAACAUUCCAACUCAAUCCCCUUGCACCUACCUAUGCCAGUAAUGGGCAAGCCAUCAACAUACUACCAUACAGAAUUCAACGUCCCUCAACCAUGUGA
Messenger RNA from Paramuricea clavata, 768 nucleotides. The record is from the annotation of a GenBank genome assembly. NCBI's taxonomy places the organism in Eukaryota, Metazoa, Cnidaria, Anthozoa, Malacalcyonacea, Plexauridae.